UAAUUGUUAAAAAAAUUGAAGUUACUCGAUCAGAAAACAUUAAAAUAUUACACGCCAGACUUGGGAAAAAUAUAAUAACUAUAGGAUCGUUUAAUAAGGAUACUAAAGUAAAGGAUAUCCAAUUUAAGUUGAUUUAAACGCGUUUAAUUGUGCAUAAAAUCAUCUUUUGCCCCAUCUUUCCCUUUUUCCUCAGUUUUGCUCAGUUUCAUUUUGGAUUUUUCAUUAAUAAAAGCCUAGAGCCGAUAACUUAAUAGUUAUUAAUACUAUAUUAAAUCAAAAAGUUACAAUAGAAGUGCUUUAAUAUUGGCAAGCGUCAAAAGUUGCAUUGAAUUGUGUCAAAUAGGCGAUUUUGAGUGAAAAGUGAAGAAUUUUUUUUUCUUUUUCAAGGAAAACAAAUUUGCGAAAAUCAAAAGUUUGAGAGCUGUUUUUAUGCUUAGAUUAUGUCAGAUUUCUUCAUUAGCAUUCAUACAUAGCCAUGGCAGCCACAAGAAAACUACAAGGUGAAAUUGAUCGUUGUCUAAAAAAGGUGACGGAAGGUGUCGAGACAUUUGAAGAUAUCUGGCAGAAAGUGCAUAAUGCCACAAACAGUAAUCAGAAGGAGAAAUAUGAAGCUGACCUCAAAAAAGAAAUUAAGAAGCUGCAGAGGCUUCGAGAUCAAAUUAAAUCAUGGAUUGCAUCGGGCGAGAUUAAGGAUAAAACAUCGCUUCUGGAUAACAGACGACUUAUAGAAACGCAAAUGGAGAGGUUUAAAGUGGUGGAGAGGGAGACAAAAACAAAAGCAUACUCGAAAGAAGGUCUUGGAGCAGCACAGAAACUUGAUCCAGCACAGCGAGAGAAAGAGUCUGUAUGUUGUUGGCUACAAAAUUCCAUUAGUUCCCUACAAAUUCAAACUGAUCAGUACGAGAGUGAGAUUGAGUCGCUGCUAGCGAACAAAAAGAAGCGGCUGGAUAAGGAAAAACAAGACAAAAUGGAUGAUCUGAAGUCGAAGCUUGAUCGUCAUAAAUUUCACAUAACAAAGCUCGAAACGCUGUUAAGAAUGCUCGAUAAUGACAGCGUAGAUGUCGAGCAGAUAAGAAAAAUUCGUGACGAUGUGGAAUAUUAUAUCGACUCAUCACAAGAGCCCGAUUUUGAGGAGAAUGAAUUCAUUUAUGAUGACAUCGAGGGACUCGACGAAGUGGAAUUGAGCGAUCUUGUUGCAGGCACGACUGAGAGUAACAACAGCAAUGAAACAGGUGAUUCUCCAACAAGUUCCGCGUCAACUAGUCCGAUCAAUUCGCCAGUCCUUAACUGUAGUGCUCCAACAACAACAUCAUCAACAACAAAUACCACCAGUAAACAACAUAAUCAUAGCAGUGGAUCAACAUCAGUGGAUUAUACGGAUCUUAAAAAGAAUAAAGUGUCUGAGAAUUCAAUCACAAAGCUUACAAUGGUGUUGCAGCCAGUGAAACCGACAGCCGUGAAACCGAAAAUUGAAAACAAUAAUUUAUUGCUACCAACAACAACGUCGCUCAACAAUAAUAACAAUACGUCCACUGCUUCUUCCGUUGCUGCCUCGAUAAAUCCAAGCACUAAGCCAUUGAUUACUUCAACGCCAAGUAAGAAUCAACAGUCAGCUGCCCAGAUAUUGGCUAACAAUACAAACAACAAUAGCAUUCAAUCACCGUCGACAAUUCUACCAACUCCUAUCGCAUUUUCUGCCGUUGCAAAGCAGAAUCCAGUUGCAACGCUAGAGAAUGGCCCAAUGUCUAUGAUUUUAAGUGGACAAAGCAGUGCACCAACAGCGGCACCAACGUUAGUGAAUAAUGUAUCAUCAGCGUCAAGCAUUCAGUUACAGCACGCUUCAGGUGUACACAAUAGUACUAAUAAUAGCAGUAAUGUGAUGUCAAAUAAUGCGGCAAUUGAGAAUCAUAUGAACAAUAAUAGCAGUUCAUUAAGUAAUUGUGUAUCGCCUACGAGUCAGUCGGUGGCAUUGAGUAGCAGUAGGACAUCUCCAACGAGUCUCUUGUCUCCACAACAACAACAACAACAACAGCAGCAGCAGCAAGUCCUAAAUGGACCUUCUUCACAGAAACAAGCGCCAGUAACGUCGCAAGCGAAUACAGUAUCGCAUUCAUCAACAGAUCCAUCCAAUGAGUCUACGUCUACAUUAAAGACAAUUGCACAAGAAGUUGUGAAUAGAACGAUUAAUAUGAAUUUAGUGCCCACACCGCCUAUUCAGAAUCAGAAUCAAAAUCAAAAUCAGCAGCAGCAGCAACAACCACCACAACAACAGCAACAACAAUCUUAUGUUAUGGACGGAACGUCAAUUGAUCCAUCGUCAACUGCCAAUAUCAAUAGUUUGAUAAGUGCAACAAGUUCAACGGUAACCACAAAAACUACUGGAACAAAUGAAGCUUUAAUUCCACCACUUUUAGGUGUUGCGCCUCUCGGUCCCUCACCGCUACAAAAAGAUCAUCAACAGCAGUUCCAAAUGAUGGAAGCAGCUUAUUAUCAUUUACCAUCAGCGAGUGAUUCCGAACGACUUAAACCUUAUCUUCAAAGGCAACCAGUUGCAACUCCACCACACUAUCCACAACUUCUAUCCUUACAGACUCAACUUCCACAUUCGGAUACAAUAGACUUUUUUCAACGUCUUGCUACAGAAACUCUUUUCUUUGUGUUUUACUAUAUGGAAGGAACGAAAGCUCAAUAUCUAGCGGCUAAAGCUCUCAAAAAACAAAGCUGGAGAUUUCAUACAAAAUACAUGAUGUGGUUCCAACGACAUGAAGAACCGAAAAUCAUUAAUGAAGAAUUUGAGCAGGGCACCUACAUAUAUUUUGAUUACGAGAAGUGGGGUCAACGAAAAAAGGAAGGAUUUACAUUUGAGUAUAAGUACUUAGAAGACAAAGACCUGAAUUGAUUCAAAUCGAUGCAAAUUUUUGUAGUCAUAAUGUAAAAAAUCAACAUUAAAAUAAUAAUAAUAAUAAUAAUAUGAAAAACAAAAAUUGAAGAUGAAAAAGUGAAAAGAAGGUUUAUUACCCACAAGAGAAAUUUUUUUUUGUCAUUACAUCAAUAUGAUUUUUUGCUAAAUGCAAGGAAACUUUAUAGAAAAAGAUUAAGUCUCAUUGAGACGUGAACAUUUUUUAAAUAGAAAAACAACAAAAGGAAACUUAAUGAAAGAAGAUUCAGGCAAUGGAAAGGUUUUUUUCAAUUACGCUGCAAUUUUAAUUGUAUAUUUCUUUUCUGUUCAAUAAUUACGUAAAAACUUCAUUAAACACAUACAUUUUAUUUUAUACUAUUAGUAAAAAGUCGUUUUGCAACAAAAGAUUAUAGAAAAAGAUUUGAAAAUGCUUAAUUUUUUAUUUCCCUCCAAGAAAAAAAGAUUUUUUUAAAAAAUGUCUCCAUUUAUAUGCUUAAAUAUAUCUUUAGAGAGAUUUGAAGGUCUGGUUAAACCUCCUGUGCACUUUUAAGCUCAAUUUCAAACAAAAAUUUGAUUUAUUUAUGCAUUAAAAUUUGAUAAUGUCGAUUAAAAAGAUUAUUGAAUAUAUAAAUUAAUAGUAAAAUGCGGACUAAGCUAGGUAAGGAAAUAAUUUCCGGUACACUCUCCUUUUUAAACGAAAUUAAAGCGCUGAUUCUGACUGUGUUGAAAUGGAAUGUCCUGAAUUUUUUUGACUGAAAUGAUUUGAAUCGUGCGAUUAAAUUUAAAUCCUGGAUUUAAAUUAAACCUUUCGUUUUAAAUCUGCAAGUUUUUAAAACAAUUUGAAGUUUUGAAAUUUUUCAAGGACCUGCAUAUCCACUCAUUAUAAAUCAGGGCGUGCUGAUAAAGUCACACUUCAUCACAAAAUGAAAGAAAUAUAUGAGAAGAAAUUUAAAGUGAAUUUAAUUGAGAAAAACAAAAAUAAUUAUGGCGGUAACUAUAAAAAAGAUGUUUUUUUAAUUUGAAUAUAAAACUUUUCUAAAGAGAAAAUGAUAAAACCUAAAUAUUAAAGGAUGCAGACGAAAAAAUUGAGAAAAAUUUGUUAGACGAUGCUGUUGAAUGCAUGUUUUCAAUUCGCUUAGACCUUUUUUUGAGAUGAUACAAAAAAUUAUGCAUACAUACAAUUUUAUUUCAUUACACCUUUAACGAUGCCGUUCGAUGAUGCAAAAUGAUGGAAACAACUUGUUAAAAUGCGUGUGAAACGGAAUGUCGUCAUGUAAUGAUGAUCGACCGACUACACGUGCAUUUAUUUUUAUUUUUGUCAUUUUCUCCUCCCUUAUUUCCUUCCUCAUCAUCAUCAGAGCAUCAAAUUCAAAGAAAUUUGCAUUAAAUGAAUCGAAAAAUCAACAUAAGAAUGAGUUUGUAAAGAAAGCAAAGCUAUGAUCAAUUUGAGACAACAACUAAAUAAUAUUGAGAUCCAAAAAAAAAGAAAAACUAAGUAAAACUCACGAUGGAAAUUUUUACAUGUGAUCCACUGAUAAUUAGUAUUAUUGUAAAAAAAAAAAUGGGCUGCAGACACAACUUCAUACAACUUUUUCUUUUCUGAACAGAUGCAAAAAAACAUACAUGAAGAUCCAUGAAAUUGUCUUAAUGAAUGAAUGAAAAGGAAGAUGAAGAUAAACUGAUCAUGAAUCAUUAAAAAAUUGAUAAGAAUUAAUAAUAAAAAAA
This is a messenger RNA of Chironomus riparius, 4624 nucleotides long. NCBI's taxonomy places the organism in Eukaryota, Metazoa, Arthropoda, Insecta, Diptera, Chironomidae. The record is from the annotation of a GenBank genome assembly.